AUGAUCCCACGGUGGCUGCUGCUCACACUCAGCCUGCUGCUGGCCUGGGCCAGCCUCGCCGCAGCAGGCAACGAGCCCAAUGUUAUUACUCAUAAACUCGAAGGCCCACCGACCGAUCUGUUCUACUUCCAUGGCACCAACACCGUUCUUUAUCGCGACGAGCGUUUCACGGCUCAUGUUUCCUUCGACGGCGGCGAGAAAUGGGAGGUCAUCAAGGGCAAGGAGGGAACGAUGGAGGGUUCGGCACUGUUGAUCUGGAAGCAUCCUUUUGACAAGGACCGCGCAUAUAUUCUCGGCAAGGACGGGAAGCAUUGGAUCACCAGUGACCAGGCCAAGUCUUGGAAACCAUUCAAGGUCGACCUUGAGCUUUCCUUGGCUACCGCUCCUCUGGAAUUCCACGGCUGGGAUCCCAAGAAGGUCAUUUUCAUGGGAGCCGAUUGCUCUUUGCCCUUCUGCCCCCCGCGGGCCUUCUACACAACAAACGAUUUCCAGGAUGUUCACCCCCUCCGUGAGCUGACUCUCCAGUGCAUGUGGGCUGCCAGUCGCCCGCAGUUCGGACAGGACAUCGACGUUCCGAAGUCGGUCGGAGAUCGGGUCAUGUGCGUGGUCCCCGGGCUGAGAGGACCAUUCGACCAUACCAUCACGGAACGCCUGAUCUACUCGGACAACUACUUCAAGGAUGAUGAGGAUGGCGUUGAUGCGAAACUCGACCACGGACGACCAUUGAGUGGUGUCAGUGCGCAGGUUCGCUCUGUGACCAAGUAUCUGGUGGCGCGCAUUCAAUCCCGCGGAACCCAAGAGCAGGCACUGUAUGUCAGCGACGACGCAACAGUCUGGCACCGCGCCGAGUUCGGCACCCAUCGUAUUGAGGAGGACGCAUAUACUAUUUUGGAAAGCACAAACUACAGUAUCCAGAUUGAUGUCCAGACAACCAUGCACAAAAACCGAAUGGGAAGUUUGUUCUCCUCCAACUCCAACGGCACCUACUUCACGAAAAACAUCGACCACACGAACCAGGAUGUGCGGGGAACUGUGGACUAUGAGCGAGUCACUGAUAUUCCGGGCAUCACCAUUGUCAACACAGUCAAGAAUUGGGAAGAGGCCAAGAAGUCUGACUCGACUGAGAAGAAGCUCGUCAGCAGUAUCAGCUUUGACGAUGGGAGGACCUUCCAGUCUCUCAAGGUUGAUAAGGAUGAGCUGCACAUCCACUCAAUGACAAGCUAUUAUGCGAUGCGCAAACUGCCAAUGCCCGGUCACCGGAUGUUCUCCAGCCCUGCUCCUGGAUUGGUCAUGGGUGUUGGAAACACUGGUGAUCAUCUUAAAGAGUACGCGGAUGGCGAUCUGUAUGCCUCUGACGACGCUGGUCUGACCUGGCGACGCGCGCUGAAAGGCCCGCACCGGUACGAGUUUGGUGACCAGGGUGGCGUCAUUCUCGCCGCCAGCGAUGGCAAGACGAAGAAAGUGCAGUAUUCGAUCGACCACGGCAAGGAAUGGGAAUCAAUCUCCCUGGACCAAGAGAUCGUACCUCUCUAUCUCAUUUCGACACCUGACUCAACCAGUCUCAAGUUCUUGCUCGUUGGUAUUUCAACCGACAAGAACUUCGUCAUGUUCUUCAUUGACUUUGAUGGCCUGCAUGAGCGCGAGUGUGGCUCUGAUGACUUGGAAGAGUGGACCGCCCGACUGAACGAGAAGGGCGAGCCGGACUGCCUGAUGGGCCAGAAACAAUUCUUCCACCGUCGCAAGCCGAACGCGGAUUGCUUCAUCAAGAAGGAAUUCGCUAUUGCUGGUCCUGAGUUUAAGCCUUGCAAGUGCUCAGCCGAGGACUUCGAAUGCGACUACAACUUUGUUCGCAGUGACGACCGCAAGGAGUGUGUCCCCGCUGUGCCGUUGACUGCGCCUGCCGGAGAAUGCAAGGAGCCUACCGAUAAGUACAUGGGCCCCUCUGGAUGGCGCCUAAUCCCUGGAAAUGCCUGUAUCCGUGACGGGGGCGAGAAUCUCGAAAAAAAGAUUGAACGCUCUUGCUCAAAUUCCACAGGCGCGGCACCAAUCGCAGAUGGCAAACCUCGCUCGGGCAAGCCGCACAGCAUCUCGGCCAAGCAGCCCGUGCACUUCUACCUAGAGCGCCAGGCUAGUAAUACAGGAACUGAUGAGACCAUUGUCAUGCUCGCGGACAAGGAGCUCUAUGUCUCCCGUGACCAUGGUCACAAAUGGAAGCGCGCUUUUGAUGACAAGGUUGUUCAAAUGGCUCAGCACCCUUACUUCAGUGAUGCGGCUUUCUUCAUCACUGAUAGCAAGAAGGUCUGGUACACCAUCAACCAUGGAGACUCCUUCCAUUCAUUUACCGCUCCCAGCGCACCCAACAAGGAAGAUCUCCGAACGCUGGCUUUCCACGAAACGAAGCGGGACUCUCUGAUCUGGAUCGGUAACAAGGACUGCGAUGGGCAGAGCUGUCGGUCGGAGGCAUACGUCACCGACAAGCGUGGCGCCAGCUGGGACCCCAUGCUUAUUGGAGUUGGCGAUUGCAGCUUUGGGGCGCACGAGGGCCGCAACAACAGCGAUAACUUGGUGAUCUGCGAGCAGUAUAAGGACGAGGAGAAGAAGAACAACCGACAGCUGGUUUUUAGUGAUGACAAAUUCUCUACCAAGGAGACACCAUUUGACAAUAUUGCUCACUACGGCGCGAAGAACGACUUCAUUGUUGUCGCCUGGUUCGGCGAUGCAGACAAGAAGUACAUGAACGCCAGUGUCAGUGUUGAUGGACGCAAUUAUGCGGAUGCUCACUUCCCCUUCAACAUUAACGUCCCCUCGUACACCAUUCUGCAGAGCUCGCCGCAUGCCCUUUUCCUCCUUGUGGAGACUAACAUGGGCGAGGGACGCAAUUUCGGCUCUGUGGUGAAGUCAAACAGCAACGGUACCUACUUCGUGCAGAGUCUCGAGGCUGUCAACCAGAAUGACCGAGGCAUGGCCGACUUCGACAAAAUGGAAGGCCUGGAAGGCGUGCUCGUCGCAAACGUUGUUAUCAACUCCAAGGAUGUUCAGACCAAGGGCAGCACCAAGAAGCUUCGCACUGUGAUCACCCACAAUGAUGGAGGAGAGUGGGCUUUCGUGGCACCUCCAGCUAAAGACGUCGAUGGCAAGAAAUUUGACUGUUCCGUCACCGAAGGAAAGGGCACUGAUAAUUGCGCCCUCCACUUCCACGGUUUCUCUGAACGUCGUAACUACCGCCACACCUUGUACUCUGGCUCGGCGGUCGGUCUCAUGCUCGCCCUGGGCAACGUUGGUCCCAAUCUUGGUCCUGCUGCUGAGGCAGAUACCUUCCUCACCAAUGACGGUGGUAUCUCCUGGACACAGGUAAAGAAGGGUCAGUAUAUGUGGGAAUACGGUGCUGCGGGCUCGGUCAUUGUUCUUGUCGCCGAAGGUAAAGCCACGAAGGUUGUCCACUACACCCUUGAUGAGGGCGCCACCUGGCACGAGUUCCAAUUCGCAGAGAAGGAGCUUGUCAUUAACGAUAUUUCCACUCUUCCGUCUGAUACUUCCAAGAACUUCCUUCUCUGGGGUGUCGACGGCGGUAAGACCGUGACGAUUCCUCUGGAUUUUAGCGCCAUCUGGGGUCGGGAUUGCAAAGACGACGAAAACGACUACUUCAUGUGGACGCCCAGUCACCCCUUCCAAGAAGAAAACUGUCUCUUCGGCCAUGUGCAAGAGUAUCAUCGCAAGAACCCCAAGGCCGAAUGCUGGAAUGCCUGGCGCGAGCCUCACAUCCACAGCAUCGGCCGCAACUGCACCUGCACGCGCGCCGAUUUCGAAUGUGACUACAACUACGAAAUGCAAAGUGACGGCAGCUGCGGUCUGGUCCCCGGCCUGCCCAAGCCCAACCACAUCACUCAAUGCACCGCCGACCCCGAGCGGGUCGAAUACUGGGAACCCACGGGCUAUCGCCGAAUCCCGCAAACCACCUGCCAAGGUGGACUUCUGCUCGACCAGGACGUGUCGCAUCCCUGUCCGAACAAGGAAGAAGAGUACAACAAGAAACACGGCAUCAGUGGCGUGGGACUCUUCUUCGCGAUCGUGAUUCCCAUCCUCGCCGCCGCCGCCGUGGGCUGGUACGUGUACACGCACUGGGAUGGCAAAUUCGGCCAAAUCCGCCUGGGCGAGAACGGUACCACCUCCCGUGAUGCAUUCGCCAUCCCCGUCGCAAUCAUCGCGGGCGUAGUAGCCGUGGCUCAGUCUGUGCCUCUGUUGGUCAGUAGUCUAUUCCGGAGUGCGGGUGGGUUAUUCAAGCGCGGCCAACGGCCCUACGCGACGCGGGGAUCUUUCGCCGCUCGUCGUGGUGAUUACACUCACGUCGUUGACGACGAGGAUGAACUGCUAGGCCCUGAUGACUUCGAUGAUGAAGAAGAGGCGUGA
Molecule: messenger RNA, 4407 nt
Organism: Penicillium olsonii
Lineage: Eukaryota; Fungi; Ascomycota; Eurotiomycetes; Eurotiales; Aspergillaceae
Source: the annotation of a GenBank genome assembly